Molecule: messenger RNA, 1498 nt
Organism: Leucoraja erinaceus (little skate)
Lineage: Eukaryota; Metazoa; Chordata; Chondrichthyes; Rajiformes; Rajidae
Product: ribosomal protein S6 kinase-related protein-like
Exons: 12
Coding region: 92-1291 (399 amino acids)
Biological process (GO): protein phosphorylation
Molecular function (GO): protein kinase activity; ATP binding
Source: RefSeq, a predicted model, not a curated record
CGUUCCGCGGGAGUGCAGUGCCGGGUCGGUCCUCCAGUAUCCCGGCGUGCCGCGGACAGUGCUGUGAGAGUGAGCGGCCCGAUUCGCUGCCAUGGGCAACGGGCGGAGCGCGGCCCGGGGCAGUGAACCCACCAGUAAGUUGGUGCUCGCUUCGAAAUGGAAAGGCGCUUUGUCCAAAGUGGGAGUCUCCCUCUCGAGCUGGUGUUCGGGAUCUUUCCGAACUGGUGGAAAGUACGAACAAGAACAACUACUACCAGUCGGGAUGCGAGCUGAGUCUCUCAAGCAUGCAUGCACUGGCUGGCCCUUUCCUCGCUUCAUCUCUCUCUUCUUCCCAGUCUUUCCUUACAAAUCGCAGCAUAUUGAUCAGGAAUUCCAGGAUAUUGAGUUCAUUGCAAGGGGCUCCUUGGGACCAAUUCUGAAAGUCCGCCAAAGGACUGUGGAGAAGACUUACGCAUUGAAAGUGCUACUGAAGGCGGAGGUUGUGCGACAGGGAGUCCUGCAGCAAUGCAAGGAUGCAGUUGUAAUCCAGAAGCAGGUCCUCCAUCCCUUCGUGCAGGGAGUUCGGGAAUGUUGGCAGACUUCACGGCUGCUCUUCAUUAAGUGCGACUACCACCAUGAUGGGGACCUUGGCAGAUUCUGGGCCGCCCAGAAGCCGCUGGCGGAGGGCAGAGUGCGGGUGUUCGCAGCUGAGUUGGGUUCUGCCAUUGGUUUCCUUCAUGAUUUUGGAGUUAUUCACCGGGACGUGAAGAUGGAGAACGUUCUUCUGAACGAGCGAGGCCACCUGAUAUUGACGGAUUUUGGAUUGUCCCGCAGACUGUGGCGAGGAGAGAGAGCGAGCACCAUCUGUGGAACUAUUGGCUACAUGGCUCCUGAGGUGUUGAGGGGCAGCCCCUACAAUCACUCAGCUGACUGGUGGUCCCUUGGAAUCCUGCUCUACAUUCUGAUUGCUGGCAAGUUUCCUGUGGAGCCUCAGGAUGACCAUGCCGCGAUGCUGGCCAGCGUGCAACGAGCCCACCUCCCUCCGCCGGCCCCCGUCAGUCGGAGCCUCGACUUUCUCCUUGCAGAGCUGCUGUGUGCCGACCCCCAGCGCCGCCUGCACCGCCUCGACGCUUUCAGUGAGCACUGCUUCUUCCAUGGCCUGCCCUUCGACCCUGUGCUCCUGCAGCAGCUGCCCCUGGAGCCAAGUCAGGUGGCGGGUGAUGGACCCUCCCUGUCUCAGCACCCACCCCACCUCUUCCCUGAUUUCGACUGGGAGCCGCUUGCUGACUCCGAGACGCCCCUGGCAGCGUGAAGGGACGCACUUACCGGUCGCUCGUCUGUGAGUCACUCACGUGUAACUCAGCUCCGUCCAAAUCAUACAGUGCCCUCCAUAAUGUUUGGGACAAAGACCCAUCAUUUAUUUAUUUGCCUCUGUACUCCACAAUUUGAGAUUUGUAAUUGAAACAAUCACAUGUGGUUAAAGUGCACAUUGUCAGAUUUUAAUAAACUCAUUUUUAUA